This is a messenger RNA of Suillus clintonianus, 681 nucleotides long. RefSeq lists its product as uncharacterized. The transcript has 2 exons. The record is from RefSeq and is a predicted model, not a curated record. NCBI's taxonomy places the organism in Eukaryota, Fungi, Basidiomycota, Agaricomycetes, Boletales, Suillaceae. The annotation marks the transcript as partial.
CAUAUGCUCAACCCUCAGAACACUAAUCAUCUUUGGUUGCUUCACACACUUUUCCUUGAUAAUAUCAAUCAGGAUUGCUUUGACUUUCAGGCGGAGUGGAACUGCCAUCCAAUAUGGGGUCCUGACACGAACGACAACAACCUUAAUUUUAUCCAAGACCUGUGGUUCCUGGGUCAAACACUAUUCAGCAUGUAUCAUGACAAUUGCGAGGGUGUUCACCCCAACAUAAUUGCAGAGUACUAUGGUAUUCAUGGUUGCCCUGCAUCCCGACAACCACACCAAACUGGUGCAGGACAUCCUGCUGGUGAAGAAGACAAUGUGGAUGACCCAUCAUCCAACAUUAUUGAGUCAGUCAAUGAUCAGCAAUGGUGGUAUGUCCAUCAUGAAGCUGUCGGAGUUCCUUCGCAUAGGAUCACUUUUGGGACUGACAAAGAAACACAAGAACAAUUUUUUGCUGUUCUUGCCGAAGUUAUCACGAAGCAAAUCACACCAGCGCAUUGUCGACUGACACCAGAUGAAUGGGAAGGUGAAGUAUAUCCUGUUUUUGAGACUAUAUGUGCUGGUCAGCGAGGUUCAAAAGAGCUUCAAGUCUCCCUUACAGAGCCAAUUUGGUUUCAUAGAGUGAAAUUAUGGUGUCAAGCCUUACUAGUGCUGACUACAUUUUUAGCCAAUAGGGAGUAG